CUCUCCCAUCCUACUUUCCCAUUGAUCUCGGUUUGGCGAACUGCGUAUUUGAGCUUUUUUGACACUAGUUCCUCGCCGGUAGCUUAAGAUGGACUCGCUUUUCGUUAAAGAUGAUCAAGUCCCGGUUACUCCGUUCAGUAGCUAUACACCGCGCGUUGCGAUUGUUACAGGAGCUGCACAAGGCAUCGGGUAUGCCGUUGCUCACAGACUCGCUGAUGAUGGAAUCGACAUCGCCGUCAACGAUAUUACCUCAAAACGAGACCAGAUCAAUAUCGUUGUCGAGGAGUUACGCAAUAAAGGUCGGCGUGCAAUUGCCGCACCAGGAGACGUAUCCUCUGAGGUGGACGUGAUUUCCAUUAUCGAGAAAACAGUGCAGGACCUAGGAGGCGUUGAUAUUAUGGUUGCGAACGCGGGAAUCACUCAAUUUUGUGGCUUUCUUCACACUAGCAUUGAGACUUAUGAUAAAAUCCUCGAUGUCAACGGGCGUGGUACUUUCUUGUGCUUCAAGUAUGCCGCACUACAGAUGAUAAAGCAAGGUCGGGGUGGAAGAUUGAUCGCUGCAAGUUCUUUUCUGGGAAAACAAGGAGCACCAAAUUUGAUAGCUUAUGCGGCUUCUAAGUUUGCCGUGAGAGGAAUAGUGCAGACUGCCAGUAUCGAGCUAAGCAGACACGGUAUUACAGCGAAUGGAUAUGCGCCUGGAUCAAUCCGUACGAAUAUAGUAUGCUGCUGCGAUGAGGCCGUUCGCAAGUUUUCCGCUUGGAGAGGCUGAGGAUAUCGCAAGCCUAGUGUCAUAUCUGAUAAAACCCGAAUCUUUCUUCAUCAAUGGACAAACUAUCUCUGCUAAUGGAGGUAUUCAUUUCGAUUGAAGAUUCACAAACAAAUGGGGAUGUGCAUAAACUGGAAUUGUCUGGAAUUGUCAAGAAUAUAUAUCUUUUUCUUGCUAGUAAAUGUACAUGUAUGCAUCCUUUGCGAAAUGGCUCGCUCCAUCUUGCUAUGCCUGGCCUAUCUGGCGAUUGUGUUUAGG
Molecule: messenger RNA, 1024 nt
Organism: Fomitiporia mediterranea MF3/22
Lineage: Eukaryota; Fungi; Basidiomycota; Agaricomycetes; Hymenochaetales; Hymenochaetaceae
Product: NAD-binding protein
Exons: 8
Coding region: 89-769 (226 amino acids)
Molecular function (GO): oxidoreductase activity, acting on the CH-OH group of donors, NAD or NADP as acceptor
Source: RefSeq, a predicted model, not a curated record